Purpureocillium lilacinum is the source of this 1008-nucleotide messenger RNA. Its product is annotated as malate dehydrogenase, cytoplasmic. The record is from RefSeq and is a predicted model, not a curated record. Gene Ontology annotation, cellular component: cytoplasm; mitochondrion. Gene Ontology annotation, molecular function: L-malate dehydrogenase (NAD+) activity. Gene Ontology annotation, biological process: tricarboxylic acid cycle; malate metabolic process. NCBI's taxonomy places the organism in Eukaryota, Fungi, Ascomycota, Sordariomycetes, Hypocreales, Ophiocordycipitaceae.
AUGUUGGCCUCCAAGAUCCAGCGCCGGGCUUUCUCCGCCUCUGCGCGCAACCUCUCCAAGGUCGCCGUCCUCGGCGCCGCUGGCGGCAUUGGCCAGCCCCUCUCCCUCCUCCUCAAGAUGAACACCCGCGUCACCGACCUGGCUCUGUACGACAUCCGUCUCGGCCCUGGUGUGGCCGCCGAUGUCUCCCACGUCAACACCAAGUCGACCGUCAAGGGCUACGACCCUACCCCCAGCGGCCUCGCCGCCUGCCUCAAGGGCUCCGACAUCGUCCUCAUCCCCGCCGGUGUCCCCCGCAAGCCUGGCAUGACCCGUGACGACCUCUUCAACACCAACGCCUCCAUCGUCCGCGACCUCGCCAAGGCCGUUGCCGAGUCGGCCCCCAAGGCCAAGGUCCUGGUCAUCGCCAACCCCGUCAACUCCACGGUCCCCAUCUGCGCCGAGGUCUUCAAGGCCAAGGGCGUCUACAACCCCAAGACCCUCUUCGGUGUCACCACCCUCGACGUUGUCCGCGCCAGCCGCUUCGUCUCCGAGAUCAAGAACACCGACCCCAAGGACGAGAACAUCACCGUCGUUGGCGGCCACUCCGGCGUCACCAUCGUCCCCCUCUUCAGCCAGAGCAGCCACCCCGACCUGAGCUCCAACGCCGAGCUCGUCAAGCGUGUCCAGUUUGGCGGUGACGAGGUCGUCAAGGCCAAGGACGGUGCCGGCUCCGCCACCCUCUCCAUGGCCAUGGCCGGUGCCCGCAUGGCCGACUCCCUGCUCCGCGCCGCCGACGGCGAGAAGGGCGUCGUCGAGCCCACCUUUGUCGACUCGCCCCUGUACAAGGACCAGGGCAUCGACUUCUUCAGCAGCCAGGUCGAGCUCGGCCCCAACGGCGUCGAGAAGAUCCUGCCCAUCGGCAAGGUCGACGCCAACGAGGAGAAGCUCAUCGAGGCCUGCCUCGGCGACCUCAAGAAGAACAUCGAGAAGGGCGUUUCCUUCGUUGCCCAGAACCCCGGCAACUAA